AAUUCUAUAAAAAAAUUAUUGCGUAGUUGACUAUUGAUUGAGAAGGUUUUGUCGAUUUCUCAGAUUUAGUAAAGUAGACUUUAUCUUUUCAUUGCUUUGAACUUGAAAUAAUAAUCCUAUGUAGAAAAUUAGGUAGAAGCAGGCUUUGAUAGAGUGCGAUAAGUUUUAAAAGUGUUUAAAAUGUGGAGGUCUUUGUUAUUGUUGUUAUUGAACAAUCCAGAAUUACACAUAUGUGGUUUAAAAACUAUGUUUCCAAUGUGCAAUAAAAGAACUAUCCCCGAAAUAAACUAUCAGUGAUACAAGCCAAUUUUUCGGAUCUAUUUCAAGCCGCAUUCCUAUCACCAAUGGCAGCCGUUCUGAGAAGGAAACCUUCACAUCCAUCCCGAAGGCGAAUUGCUGCGGUUUCAUUCUUAUCAAAUAUUUCUCUGGAUGGUACAUACAAAGAUACUAAACUGACGUUGCUGUCCGGAAAUAAUUUUGUUCAGAAGAAAACAGAGCCAUCACAAUGCCCUGAAGAGUUGAUAGCUGAAGAGCAUGACAUCUUCGACAAAUCCCAUAAUAAUUCUGCAAAUUCCCAAGUGAAGAGGUCAGACUUGGACAUAACUAAGAGUCGUUUCAAGAAGGCCAAAAACGCAGACGCUCAUUCUCUCAGCUCAGACUCGGACUGUGUUGUUACUCCUACGAAGUUGGGAGUCGACGAGGGCAACAGAAGUUUACGUGAGAGACCUGAUGGAAAGAGAGAAGGACAUAGUAGGAAGAGAACUACAUCAGGAAAUAGACCUUUAUCUUCGUUUGGAGAUGGGUUAGAUCCUUUCACCUCUUUAGGUAUUGAGAGGAGUGUUGGACAAGAAACUUCCUUUGGAUACCUCUUAGUACCUACGAAGCGCAAUGAAGAUACUCGAGACAAAGAUCACAAUUCCAUUGAUGAUUCUUUUGAAUCAAAUAAUUCCAGUGUUACAAAAGGAAAACGUACUCAAGCCGUUAGGCGUCUCUCCUUUGACCCAGAGUCUGAAACAGUUAGCGUGGCUGGUUCAACACCACCAGAUGAUAGCGUAUUCCCCUCAUCCACCUAUCAACCCAACUGGUUGGAUGAUCCGGAUCUCGUAUCCGAGAAACAUAGAACUCAGCAGAGUUUUUCUUCUUACAUGACAUCGGUCAUCGACAACUUCAAACCUUCUGAUCUCAAGAAGGAGAUCAAUGACAAGUUUAGGGAAAAAUUCCCGCACAUUGAGUUGACCUUGACUAAAUUGAGGAGUUUGAAGAGGGAGAUGAGAAAGAUAGCGAAGAUGGAGAACAAUAUGGAUCUAGUGACGGUCGCUCAAGCUUACGUCUAUUUCGAAAAAUUAGUUUUGAAGGGCGUGAUCAAUAAGCAGAACCGUAAGUUGUGCGCUGGAGCAAGUCUGAUACUGUCGGCCAAGCUGAACGACGUCAAGGGAGACGCGCUGAGGGCUCUGUUGGAACGUACGGAGAAUAUUUUCAGGUUGAAUCGUAAGGAAAUGGUGAUGACUGAAUUCGCCGUAUUGGUCGCUCUAGAAUUUGGUUUGCACAUACCGUACUCUGAGAUUUGCCCGCAUUACCGGAGGUUGCUGCACGAUUCUUGACAUUCAGUUAAAACUAUAUAUUUGAGAAAAUAUUCAACUUGAUCUUCUCUUCUUUCGUUACUAUUAUUCAAAGCAAUAAAAUGGUAGGUGUCUA
This is a messenger RNA of Coccinella septempunctata (seven-spotted ladybird), 1695 nucleotides long. Its product is annotated as CDK5 and ABL1 enzyme substrate 1. The coding region runs from base 345 to 1601 and encodes 418 amino acids. Gene Ontology annotation, biological process: regulation of cell cycle. The transcript is spliced from 6 exons. The record is from RefSeq and is a predicted model, not a curated record. NCBI's taxonomy places the organism in Eukaryota, Metazoa, Arthropoda, Insecta, Coleoptera, Coccinellidae.